UCCAAACAGGGCCUUUGUUCAUCCGGUGGUAGAGCGACGGGAGGAAGCCUCGCACGUCCGCUGCUCCUUCCCGGUGGUCUGGCGCUACGCCUCGACCCGCCCAUCCACGGAUCCACCCACCACCGACGCCUCUCCAGGUCGAUGGCGGCACAGCUCACCAAUGGUGGUGGCGGCCCCACCACCACCACUUCCCUCGCCGACGACCUCCACGCCGUAGCCGAGAUCCUGCUCCGCCUCCCAUCGCCGGCCGCCCUCGUACGCGCCGCGCUCGCCUCGAGGCGUUGGCGCCAGGUCGCCUCCUCCCCGGGGUUCCUCCGCAGGUACCGCUCCCGCCACGCCUCGUCGCCCCUGCUUGGCCUCUACGUCCCCCGCGCGCACGCUGGGCUCCCCUCUUUCCAGCUUGCGGAUUCGGUCCGAUCUGACCGCGCCCUCGCCAAAUUUGUGCGCGCGGGCGAUUUCAAUCUCACCGGCCUCGGGAGCCAUCCGGAGUGGCGCCUCCUUGACUGCCACAGCAACCGCCUCCUCCUCUCCAGAGGCGAAUCACGCGCCGUGUACGACCCCGUGUCUGGCCGUGAGCCACUAUGGCUUCCGCAAAAUAGCCCCCUCGAAGGCACCUUCAUUUCUGAAUGUUUGUUGCAAGGCCAUAGCGACGAUGCGACAUCGUUCCGUGUGGUCUCCCUGCAGCAUCGUGGCCGUGACCAGAUGGUGCGAGCUGCCGAGUACGACUCAUGUACUCGCCAGUGGCAUCGCCAUCAGUGGGUGAAGAACAUCAAAAGACCUCAACAUGACCAGGCGAUGCACUCUGAUAGGCUCAUCUUUUGGAGAUAUGAAGACGCUUCAUUGCUCUUGCUUGACAUGGCAACUGUGGAAUUCUCCAUCCUUGGACUCCCCUUCACCUUCUUCCAACCGUCAAUGUAUGCCAUAGGAGACACCGACGAUGGUGUGUGCUGCCUUGUGGGCCUUGUUGGCAGCAUUAACAACCUCCAUUUGCAAGUGUGGCUGCUAAAGGAGGAUGGUGCUGUCAAGACGUGGGAGCCAGAGAAGAAAGUUCCAGUGAGCCAAGUGCUUGGCAGGGAUGCCCAAUUGCAUCAAGUCCAUGUCGUAACCAAUGGACUAGCUCUUCUAUGCUGGGAUCGGUGCCACCAAUUCGCCAUCAAUCUGAGGAAAAUGUGUAUCAAUGCUGAAUUUGAGUGCAGUGCUCUUGGUUAUCCUUUGCAAAUGCCAUGGCCACCUGCUGUGUUGGUGGAAACUGGUAGUGAGACUAUUAAUUAUCUUGUGGAUGUUGUAACACAAAAUCUUUUGGUAAUCGAGGAAACUGAGAUGAAUAUGAUGGUUGGUGUGCAAUGUGACAAGAUGGUUCGCAGAAGCAAGAAAAUUCCUAUUAGCAAGCUAGGUCAUGUUGGUGACAUCAUCCACUAUAAUCAAAUGGUCAUCCAUGGCUGUGAGAUGGUUCAAGGUAUUCAGAAGACUCAUGGUAAUGACACUACUGAGUCGGUGAUACGAACUAAAUCAAGAUGUGGUAGCGAGAUGGCUUCUAGUGAUCAUGGUGGUCAGAUGAUCAACUGUAAUCAAACUGUCAUCUAUGAUAGUGAGAUGGUUCAAGGUAUUGAGAGGAAUCAUGAUAAUGGCACUGCUGAGAUGACACCACCUACCCCAUCAAGAUGCAGCAAUGAGAUGGAUCACAGUGAUCAGAUGAUCCACUGCAACCAAAUGGUUAUUGAGGGCCGUGAGAUGGUUCAAGGUAUUGAAGCUACUCAUGGUACUUACACUGUUGAGGCAGCGCCUACCUCAUCAAGACAUGGCUGCAAAAUAGUCCCUGGUAGCAGGAUGGAUCAUGGUUGCUCAGUUAUCCGCUGUAACCAAAUGGCCAUCCAUGACAGGCAGAUGGCUCAAGGUAUUGAGAUGCCUCAUGGUAAUGACACUGCGGAGGCAGCACCAGACGCACCACCAACCACAGCAAGACGUCGGAGAAAGAACUCCAUCAUCUGGGAGCAUUUCACUACUGAAACUGAUUCUGAUGGAUGCACACGAGCAUGCUGUAAUUAUUGCAAGAGAAUCUUUGCCUGCUCCAAAACAGCAGGCACUAGCCAUCUAAAAAGGCACAUUACCCUGGGUUCGUGUCCUGUGAUGAAAGGUCAAGUGCUUCCUUUAUCAGGAAGGACAGGAAAUCAUGGCAGCGGUGCUGUGGAGAAACCUUCCAAGAGGCUAUGCUUAUAUGCUGGCCCUGGAAACGAUGCAUUUAAUCAAAACAGUAAUACAUCGUAUCUGGGGAACAUAGACAUUCUGACUGAGCCUCUAACUACAAAACAAGGAAAUGAAUACUCAAUAUCAAAAUGCUUAAAAGUUUUACAUGACAUGGAUGAUAUGUCAGAUGAGAUCAAGCAUCUUGCCUAUCAUGUUCUCAAGGAUGCAACAAAUCGAGAGAUAUUUAUGAGCUAUGAAUCAAGACUUCGUGGUUUGUGGUUGAAGAAGGAAGUUAACAAACUUGGAAUAUGACUGACUUCAUGUAAGUCUUGCUGUAUCUGCCCUCUACCCUCUUUGUUGUUUGCGUUUGUUCAAGGUUGAAUACUUUUGUUUCAAAAUUGCAAAUUUUUUUUUGGAGUAAUGUGUAAUGAGCUUGUUAUAUACCAAAGUGCUUGUAAUGGCCUGAACUCCAUCAUCAUUCUUGGUGCUUGGUCAAUUUGGAACCAUUGAAAUCGAUGUGUUUUUGACGGGAUUUAUCCAAGCCUAAAUGGAGUUCUGUCAAUUGUCAGAGAAGAGAUGCAUCUGUUGACUUUUGCUGGAGCUAGAGGAGUUUCUCAUCUCCUCGCCCUGGCAUCUUAUCUUAGUGCUAGUUAGGGUCUGGUAUUUCCCUCUGGUAACAGGUGAUUAGUUCUUUUGUAAGAUGAGGGUUUUUUCUGCUCAGGUUUUUUCCCUCUGGUUUUUUGCAGAAGACCUACCAGCUCAGGCAAAAGAGGAGCUGUGUGGGGGGGUCUGGGGGAGGAGGAAGCCCGCCGUUGCAAACUGUCUUAGUAGUACCAAGUGUGUCCCUGAGAAAGUUACUUGCAAUGGGAGUGUGAGAGCUAGUUUUUUGGGUUGUUCUUUGUAAACCGAUGGCUCGGUCCAUGGUAAAACUGUACUGUAAACCGAUCAGACGGUCUUUUGCUUUUGCUUAAGACGGGGUCAAGGCCCUAAAACUCUAAAAAAAUGCAGGACGAAGUAAGGUCUUGAAGUAGUACUAGUGCUGGCUGUAUUUUCAAGUCAAAGUAGCCUGUAUGAUAAUGGUUACUUCAGAACUUGUUACUUAUGGUGUAGUGUUAUUAUAACACGGGCUGUAAUUUGGUCAUU
This is a messenger RNA of Setaria italica (foxtail millet), 3327 nucleotides long. RefSeq lists its product as uncharacterized. Gene Ontology annotation, molecular function: DNA binding; protein binding. NCBI's taxonomy places the organism in Eukaryota, Viridiplantae, Streptophyta, Magnoliopsida, Poales, Poaceae. The transcript is spliced from 4 exons. The record is from RefSeq and is a predicted model, not a curated record. The coding region runs from base 142 to 2496 and encodes 784 amino acids.